AUGGCGGUGGUCCUGGAUGCUUUCGCAUCCUACAUCAAGAAUAUGCUCGCGGAGAUGGCAAGAGAAGAGGUGGGCAUGCUGCUUGGAGUCCCUGGCGAGAUUGAUAAGAUGGGCUCUAGGCUUGGCGACCUCAAAAACUUCCUUGCCGAUGCUGAUAGAAGAAACAUCACCGACCAGAGCGUGCGUGGGUGGGUGAAGGAGCUCAAGGGCAUCAUGUACCAGGCCACUAACAUCCUCGACCUAUGUCAGCUCAAGGCCAUGGAGAGGGCUCCGUUCACAGCUGACAUGGGGUGCUUCAACCCCUUGCUCUUCUGUAUGCGGAAUCCCCUCUUCGCCCACAACAUUGGCACCCGCAUCAGGAUGCUCAACCAGAGACUGGAUGACAUCUGCAAGAGGGGUGACAAAUUCAACUUCAUCAACCUUGGUUUCUACGAGGACCAUAAUUACAGGUUGACCUCUCGCCAAGCUGCCAACCGAGAGACAACAGGAGAGAAUGUACAGUCAGGUGUGGUCGGGGAGAAGAUCAAAGAAGACACAAGAGAGCUGGUCGAGAUGCUAAUUGAAAAAAAAGGUAGUAACAACAGGGGCAGCAGCAAUGUCAUGGUGGUCGCCAUCGUGGGUGUGGGUGGGAUCGGAAAGACAACCCUUGCUCGGGAGAUAUUUAACCACGACACUAUAAAGGAGAUGUUUGACAAGACUAUAUGGUUGAGCGUCAACCAGGACACCGACAAGGUUGAGCUGCUCAGGACAGCCAUCACCCUUGCUGGGGGUGACCACCGUGGUGAAAAAGCAAUGACUGUUCUUCAGCCAAGACUUGCGGCUGCCUUGAGAGGCAAGAAGCUGUUCCUGGUGAUGGAUGAUGUGUGGAACCAUGGAGUAUGGGAGGAUUUGCUUGAAGCACCCAUGGUUAAUGCCGUAGCUCGAGGUAGUCGAGUCAUCAUCACUACCAGACAUGACACGGUUGCCAGAGGGAUGAAAGCCUUGCUGCCCUACCAUCAUGUUGACAAACUAGAGGCCAGUGAUGCUUGGUCAUUGCUCAAGAAACAGGUUCCAACUAUCCUUCUGUCUUAA
This is a messenger RNA of Lolium rigidum, 1071 nucleotides long. RefSeq names its product putative disease resistance protein RGA3. The transcript has a single exon. Bases 1 to 1071 code for a protein of 356 amino acids. Gene Ontology annotation, biological process: defense response to other organism. The record is from RefSeq and is a predicted model, not a curated record. Lineage: Eukaryota; Viridiplantae; Streptophyta; Magnoliopsida; Poales; Poaceae. Gene Ontology annotation, molecular function: ADP binding.